CCACCCCCGUCUUCUCCUCUCAGGUUGGUUCAGCCCCGGUCUACUCUGGGGUGGUGCUAAGCCGGCGCCAGAUCGACCCUCGACUGAGGAGAGGCAGUGCGGUUCCUCUAGGCGCUUCUCCGUUGGUUCCUCCGGCUUCCUCAGCCUCCUCACCACCCGCGGGGACCCGAGAGCUCGGUGUAUGCCCCACCCCUGACCCCGCUAGAGACAUGUCCACCCCGGCUCGGCGGCGUCUCAUGAGGGACUUCAAGAGGUUGCAGGAGGAUCCUCCAGCCGGAGUCAGCGGGGCUCCGUCUGAGAACAACAUCAUGGUUUGGAACGCGGUCAUUUUUGGGCCUGAAGGGACCCCGUUUGAGGAUGGAACCUUUAAGCUUACAAUAGAAUUCACUGAGGAAUAUCCAAAUAAGCCACCAACGGUUAGAUUUGUCUCUAAGAUGUUCCAUCCAAAUGUCUAUGCAGAUGGUAGCAUAUGUCUGGACAUACUUCAGAACCGUUGGAGUCCAACCUAUGAUGUGUCUUCCAUUUUAACAUCCAUACAGUCUCUACUGGAUGAACCCAAUCCCAAUAGUCCAGCAAAUAGCCAGGCUGCUCAGCUGUACCAGGAGAACAAGCGGGAGUAUGAAAAACGUGUUUCUGCGAUAGUAGAACAGAGCUGGCGUGACUGUUGACCUGGGUGGAAGAAAAGCAGCAGCAGUCAUAAGGAAAAUAUGUAUUGAUGUGUCUGUUCUUCAGUGUCAUUACAUUUACUUUAUUAAAAGCAAAAUAGCUGUUGUGCCGUU
Molecule: messenger RNA, 779 nt
Organism: Bubalus bubalis (water buffalo)
Lineage: Eukaryota; Metazoa; Chordata; Mammalia; Artiodactyla; Bovidae
Gene: UBE2A
Product: ubiquitin conjugating enzyme E2 A
Exons: 6
Coding region: 210-668 (152 amino acids)
Biological process (GO): DNA repair; protein polyubiquitination; proteasome-mediated ubiquitin-dependent protein catabolic process
Cellular component (GO): HULC complex
Molecular function (GO): ubiquitin conjugating enzyme activity
Source: RefSeq, a predicted model, not a curated record